Molecule: messenger RNA, 1969 nt
Organism: Acanthopagrus latus (yellowfin seabream)
Lineage: Eukaryota; Metazoa; Chordata; Actinopteri; Spariformes; Sparidae
Gene: yipf1
Product: Yip1 domain family, member 1
Exons: 10
Coding region: 226-1152 (308 amino acids)
Biological process (GO): vesicle-mediated transport
Cellular component (GO): membrane; Golgi apparatus
Molecular function (GO): small GTPase binding
Source: RefSeq, a predicted model, not a curated record
CAGCCUUUACUUUAAAACUUCUCUGUAACCGGAAGACGUGUUGUUUACAGGGUAGGUUUUUCCUGUUCCACGCAGCACGGAGCUAGCACAGAGAAAUGUAAUGACUUUUAUCCUCUUUGGAAGAUAAUUUGCUUUAUGAGAUUAAAUUGGUGCCUUAGUGCAACAACAACUUGAUAAGUUCCUUAGAGACGAAUCUGAGAAACGUCACUAAGUGAAUUCAGGGCAAUGGCGGCAAAUGAUCCAUUUCAGUUUCAAGAAUUUGAAGAAGCGUCCAGUUUGUUGGAAGCAGACAGAGAUGCUACCACCAUUACCAUUGAUGAUGACGAUACCAAAGCAGAAAAGCAAAGAAUGGCUGCUGGGUUCAUUCCUGAUGGUGACGACGAAGACAGACUUGCCAGUGAUGACAAGACAGAGCUUCUCUCUGGGCAAAAGAAAAGUGCCCCUUUCUGGACUUUUGAGUACUACCAACAGUUUUUUGACAUCGAGACCCAUCAUGUGAGGGAGAGAAUCAUUGGAUCAAUGGUACCUUGGCCCAGAAAGAACUUCAUUCAUGUCUACCUUCGAAGAAAUCCAGAUCUUUAUGGACCAUUCUGGAUUUGUACAACUCUUGUGUUUGCCAUUGCCAUCAGUGGAAACAUAUCCACCUUUCUGUGCAAGUUAGGCAAGCCAAACUAUAAGUAUACCCCAGAGUUUGGAAAAGUGACCAUAGCAGCAACAGCGAUCUUUAGCUAUGCUUGGCUGGUGCCUCUCGCCCUCUGGGGUUUCCUGCUGUGGAGAAACAACAAGGCUAUGAACUUGGUGACCUACUCCUUUAUGGAGAUCAUCUGUGUGUAUGGAUAUUCCCUCGCAAUUUACAUUCCAGCAGUGGUCCUAUGGAUUCUCCCAUAUGAAUGGCUGAGGUGGUGCUCCAUCAUGGUGGCUCUCUGCCUCUCCGGCUCAGUUCUGGUGAUGACUUUCUGGCCAGCAGUCCGGGAUGACCACCCUAAAAUUAUCAUAGCAACCAUGUUAGCUAUUGUUAUUCUCAACGCUCUGCUCGCUGUUGGUUGCAAGGUCUAUUUCUUCAGCAAACUCGAAACACUAAUACCAGUUGAACAUGCUGCAGUGCCAGAGGUGAUCAAGACCACACAUGCUGCAGCUACACAUUCAUCAUGAAAGCCCUUCAUUGUCUGAAGGUUCUCCUGUUGCCUUAUUAGAGAGAAUCGGGUUGCUGUGUUGAUGAAGUCAUGGGUCAUCUGGAUUUCACCUGCACUUGGACAUUCUGGCUUGAGACCUUUAAAAGCCUGCAGUGUGUACACUUGUUUGGACUGUGUGACCUCUGAAAAUGAACACUGGUACCAAGUAUGUUAUUUUGAAUGGGAUGAGUUCUACGCUUCCUUAAAGAUAAAUGGGGUUUGUUGUCACACAGUAAAUAUGUUCUCUUUUAGUACGGUAGUUUUUUGUUGUAUAGUUCAUCUGUUGAAAUAUUUAGAUAACAGAUCUGUGGAGUUAUGUUGGUGGCAUCAAAUACAUUUUGUAUAUGCAUUUUUUUUUAAAUAUUCCGUUAAUGGGAACUGGCUAGGAUACUUUGUGUAUAGGUUUUUUCUGUACAAACAGCACAAUGAUUAUAAGUGUUUGUAAGAUAUUCAAAGGUUGGGCAUAUUAUGUACAAAUAGAUUUAUUGUACAUUCCUCUAACUGAUUUAACCUUAAGUGCCCACAACUAAUGCCAAAGACCUGUUCUGAAUGUCCAAGGGACUUCUAACUUGUGUAACUAUUUUUUAAUCAAUCUGUUUUUAUUGUGAAACACUGCAUUUGAUAAAAUGUAAAAUAUGUUUGAUAUGUUGAGUUUCCUCAUAGGAUAAAAAAAACAUGGUCUUUGUGGGAUUUACCAUGACGAAUGAAACCAUCAUUUCUCUUGACAAUGAUCAAUUUACAGUCAACUCAGAGCCUUCAGUCGCCAAUAAACUCAACAAACAGAUUGUUUGCAUGAA